AUGAUUAACAAAGAACAAGAAAAAGAAAAUGAAUCAUUGACAAUGGAUAAUUUGAAUCCAUACAUUCUUGGUGUUUCAGAUGCUGUACGAGGUCCUACUGUAGUACGAGCUGUUGAAAUUGAACAACAACUAAAGAAUAAUUUUAAUCAAUUUCCAUUUAAUCGUGUUAUUCGAGCUAAUAUCGGUGAUCCACAUGCAAGUUUCAAUCAAUCACCAAUUACAUAUAUUCGUCAAUUUGUUGCUGGAUGUACUUAUCCUCCUUUGAUGGAUAUGCCUGAUUUUCCAAUCGAUAUUAAACAACGAGUCGAACGUUUAUUAAAUGCCUGUAGUGGGAAAAGUCUUGGUUCAUAUACGGAAAGUCAAGGAAUUGUUACUGUGAGAGAAGAUAUAGCUAAUUAUAUCGAAUGUCGUGAUGGUUAUCCAGCUAAUCCAAACAAUAUUUAUCUUUGUAAUGGAGCAACAGAAGGAAUCAGAUUAGUAGUGAAACUUCUUAUGAAUAAUAAUCAAAAUAAACCAUCAGGCAUUAUGAUUCCUAUUCCACAAUAUUCAUUAUACAGUGAUACAUUAUCUUUAUAUGGUGCUUAUCAAAUUCGAUAUUAUCUUGAUGAAGAUAAUAAUUGGGCAUUGAAUUUGGAUGAACUUCAACGAGCAUUUGAUGAAGCAAAAGAAUAUUGUAUACCUCGUGGUAUUGUUAUUAUUAAUCCGGGAAAUCCUACCGGUCAAGUACUUUCAUUAGAAAACAUUAAGAUGGUGAUUCAAUUUGCGUAUAAACAUAAACUUUUUAUUUUGGCUGAUGAAGUCUAUCAAGAAAAUAUUUAUUUUACCGAUUCCAAAUUCUAUUCAUUUAAAAAAAUAAUGAUGGAUCUUGGUUCACCUUACAAUCAAAUGCAAAUGGCUUCAUUUCAUUCGGCAUCCAAAGGUUGGCAUGGCGAAUGUGGUUCACGUGGUGGUUAUUAUGAAUUAAUUAAUCUAAGCGAAGAAGUACGAAUACAAGUGAAUAAACUUGUAUCUGCUAGUAUUUGUUCAACAGCAUGGGGUCAAGUGAUAAUGAAUGCUAUCAUAAAUCCACCAAAAAAAGGUGAACCAUCUUAUGAACUUUAUGAAAAAGAACGAUCAGAUGUUUUAAAUCGUCUCAAAGAGAAAGCCAAUUUAAUAACUGAUCUAUUCAAUUCUGUCGAAGGUGUUCAUUGUAACCGAGUUAUGGGAUCUAUGUAUGCUUUUCCUCGUAUUGAUUUACCGGAAAAAGCAAUUGAAUAUGCUAAAUCUCUAAAUAUGACACCAGAUACUUUUUAUUGUUUUCAAUUACUUGAAAAGACUGGUAUUUGUGUAGUCCCUGGUAGUGGUUUUAAACAACAACCAAAUACUUAUCAUUUUCGUAUAACUAUUUUAUCACCAACUGAUGAAAUAAAACAAAUUGUCGAUCAAUUUCGUACAUUUCACAAGUCAUUUUUACGCGAAUGGAAAUAA
This is a messenger RNA of Adineta steineri, 1467 nucleotides long. NCBI's taxonomy places the organism in Eukaryota, Metazoa, Rotifera, Eurotatoria, Adinetida, Adinetidae. The record is from the annotation of a GenBank genome assembly.